This is a messenger RNA of Drosophila simulans, 1455 nucleotides long. RefSeq names its product odorant receptor 33c (gene Or33c). The record is from RefSeq and is a predicted model, not a curated record. Lineage: Eukaryota; Metazoa; Arthropoda; Insecta; Diptera; Drosophilidae. The transcript has 2 exons. Gene Ontology annotation, molecular function: odorant binding; olfactory receptor activity. Gene Ontology annotation, biological process: sensory perception of smell; detection of chemical stimulus involved in sensory perception of smell. Bases 185 to 1336 code for a protein of 383 amino acids. Gene Ontology annotation, cellular component: plasma membrane.
CAUACAGUACUUUAAUUUAAUAAUAAUUUUAAAAAUGAGAAGCCUCUAUUUUAUGUUUAAAUGUAAUAAAACUAUAUGAAUAUAUAAACAUCUCCUUGCUUAAAGUGGUAUCAUUUCUCGCCGUGUAUCCUCGACAUCUGCAUAAAAGCUCCAGUCUUACUGAGAAAUGUGCAUUAGGUGAACGAUGUUCAUUAUCGACAGUCUUAGUUUUUAUCGUCCAUUUUGGAUCUGCAUGCGAUUGCUGGUACCGACUUUCUUCAAGGAUUCCUCGCGUCCUGUCCAGCUGUACGUGGUGUUGCUGCACAUCCUGGUCACCUUGUGGUUUCCACUGCACCUGCUACUGCAUCUUCUGCUACUUCCAUCUACGGCUGACUUCUUCAAGAACCUGACCAUGUCUCUGACUUGUGUGGCCUGCAGUCUGAAGCACGUGGCCCACUUGUACCACUUGCCGCAGAUUGUGGAAAUCGAAUCACUGAUCGAGCAGUUAGACACAUUUAUUGCCAGCGAACAGGAGCAUCGCUACUAUCAGGAUCACGUGUAUUGUCAUGCUAGGCGCUUUACAAGAUGUCUCUAUAUCAGCUUUGGCAUGGUCUAUGCGGUUUUCCUGUUCGGCGUCUUCGUUCAGGUCAUUAGCGGAAAAUGGGAACUUCUCUAUCCAGCCUAUUUCCCAUUCGACUUGGAGAGCAAUCGCCUUCUGGGCGCAGUGGCCUUGGGCUAUCAGGUAUUCAGCAUGUUAGUUGAAGGCUUCCAGGCGCUGGGAAACGAUACCUACACCCCACUGACAUUAUGCCUUCUGGCCGGACAUAUCCAUUUGUGGUCCAUACGCAUGGGUCAACUGGGAUACUUUGAGGAGGAGGCGGCGACGAAUCAUCAGCGGUUGCUGGAGUACAUUGAGCAGCAUAAACUCUUGGUGCGAUUCCACAACCUGGUGAGCCGGACCAUCAGCGAAGUGCAACUGGUGCAGCUGGGCGGAUGUGGCGCCACUCUGUGCAUCAUUGUCUCCUACAUGCUCUUCUUUGUGGGCGACACCAUCUCGCUGGUCUACUACUUGGUUUUCUUCGGAGUGGUCUGCGUGCAGCUCUUUCCCAGCUGCUAUUUUGCCAGCGAAGUGGCCGAGGAGGUGGAACGGCUGCCAUAUGCGAUCUUCUCCAGCAGAUGGUACGAUCAAUCGAGGGACCAUCGAUUCGAUUUGCUUAUCUUUACACAAUUAACACUGGGAAACCGGGGAUGGGUCAUCAAGGCAGGAGGUCUCAUCGAGCUGAAUUUGAAUGCCUUUUUCGCCUUUUUGGCCCCGUCGCGAUACGCAAAUAAACAGUUUGCCACACGGAAAAUCUGAUGUUUCCAACGAACAACAAUGGCACAUUAAAGUUAAAUGAAUUGUUUACGUAUACACAAUUUCGAUUCUGAUUUCUGUUUGUAUAUUUUGUUGCUGUAAUCCUUGCAUAAAUCUCAAUG